AUGCACCCGACCGCCGCCGCCACUGCUGCUGAAGCUCUGUUGUAUUAGCCCACACAGGCACAUUCAGCAUCACAUUUCAGCGUAUUUCUUCAGAUUGCUCACUCGUCGGAUACGACUCGUGCCCUGAAAAUGCAAGCUAUUAAGUGUGUUGUUGUCGGCGACGGUGCCGUGGGUAAGACAUGCCUGCUCAUCAGCUACACCACUAAUGCCUUCCCAGGAGAGUAUAUUCCUACAGUGUUUGACAAUUACUCUGCCAAUGUUAUGGUGGAUGGCAAACCGGUCAACCUAGGCCUGUGGGAUACAGCAGGUCAGGAGGACUAUGAUCGUCUUAGACCACUCUCCUACCCUCAAACGGAUGUAUUUUUGAUUUGCUUCUCACUGGUGAGCCCGGCUUCAUUUGAGAAUGUAAGAGCAAAGUGGUACCCUGAGGUUCGCCAUCACUGUCCAAACACCCCCAUCAUACUCGUGGGCACCAAGCUUGAUCUGCGGGAUGAUAAAGACACGAUUGAACGUCUGCGGGAUAAGAAACUAGCUCCCAUCACUUAUCCUCAAGGCCUUGCUAUGGCAAGAGAGAUUGGUUCUGUGAAGUAUCUGGAGUGCUCUGCCCUUACACAGAGGGGUUUAAAGACUGUGUUUGAUGAGGCCAUCCGUGCUGUUUUGUGCCCUCCACCUGUAAAGAAGCGGGGCAAAAAGUGUACUGUAUUGUGAAGAGCACUGCAACUAAUUCCUUCAUUGAUAUGUCAUUUAAACAGUGGGGUCUUCCUCUUUAGCCCUGCUGUUAUCUGCUUGUUAUCAACAGAUAGUACAUCCAACAUUUGAGAUGACAAACUGCAGAGACAUACAUUUCCAUGGGAUGUUUAAUGUAUCAGAGUUUGUUAAAGAAGAAGCAUAGCUAACAAAUGCAAUCAGUUAUUAUUAAACAUGGGGACUUCAAACCCAUUUACUCUGAUACUUAUCAUUUUACAUUUUCAGAGCUUAUAAAGUGGAUAUUGUGGGAAUGUGGAUAUUCAUAUUUUAUCUGCAAGUACUUUCCCUUUUGGGAUUUGUGAAUGUGUCAGAAUAUUGUGUAAAUACAUAUUGUGAAUAGCUUUUGUGAGUUAAAUGUGAGGCCAUUGUCAACACUCUCACUUACAUUAAGUAUUUUAAUUUCAGCUUUUAUUGCCUGUCAAGCAUUUGUACUGUACUUGUGUUUUAUUGUGCCUGCACUGUAUGUAAUGAUUUAUAUUUAGGGAUGCAAACUACUAACCUUUCAGAUAGUCACAUUUUCUUUUUAAAAUCACUUUGAGAGAGAGAGAGAGAGAAAAAAAAAAUCUGCUAUGACUUUCUCACCAUUUCAUCUCUCAGGAGUUUGCAUCCCUGUAUAUUAAACAAAGAAAUACAGUUCCUUAAAAUUGACAGAAAUAUGACACAAAGAAGUGAACAAUGAAAUCGGUUUUCCUAAAACGUCACAUUUGGCUAUAAUGUGUAAAAGAGUGCAUAGUGCAACUUCAUUUGAAAGAAGAUCAUUUUGUGCAAACUGUGACACCAUCAAGUCUUUUGUCUCCAAUUAGUUUUUUCUCCUGAUAUGUUUGAAACAUUAUAAGAUGUGCCAUUAUGAAUUUCUGUGCAGGGCCUACUUGCCAAAUGAUCUUUUAAACACAAAAAAAAAAUGCUCUUACCUUUAAAAAAUUAACAUUUCCGUUUUACAAACAUAAAAAUAUGUGUAUGUGUGCCAACUGAGUGUUUAUGUUUUGGUUUGAAAUUAUUUUGAUGUUAUUGAACUAAUGACUGAAAAUUAAACCUAGACACUGGCAGAUACACAA
Messenger RNA from Myxocyprinus asiaticus (Chinese sucker), 1802 nucleotides. It is a transcript of the gene rac3a, whose product is annotated as Rac family small GTPase 3a. Gene Ontology annotation, molecular function: protein kinase binding; GTPase activity; GTP binding. The record is from RefSeq and is a predicted model, not a curated record. Gene Ontology annotation, cellular component: cytoplasmic vesicle; cell cortex; plasma membrane. Gene Ontology annotation, biological process: regulation of cell shape; cortical cytoskeleton organization; establishment or maintenance of cell polarity. The transcript has 6 exons. NCBI's taxonomy places the organism in Eukaryota, Metazoa, Chordata, Actinopteri, Cypriniformes, Catostomidae. The coding region runs from base 130 to 708 and encodes 192 amino acids.